AUGGACUCGUCACUUAUCGGAAUAGCAAUAUGUUUUGUUGGCUCCUUCUUAGGGGCAUUAGGAGAUAAGUAUGUGCAUGAUAGUUAUAGUGUAGAAGAGAAUAAAAAAUAUAAGAUCCCUAAAGUAAUAAUAUGGGUAAUAGGAAUAUUACUGAGUGUUGUUAUAGACCCUAUAACGACAGUUAUUGCACUAUACUUUUCUUCAGCUGCUUUAGUUGCUCCUUUUGCAGGUGUUCAUAUAUUAUGGAAUUUAAUAAUAACAAAUAUUACUUUAAAAAUAAAAAUUAAACUACACCAAUAUAUGGGGGCUCUCUUUUUAAUAUGUGGUAUAGCUUUGAUUAUAUCCUUUUCAGAAAAAAAAGUAGAUAUACAUAACAUGAACCAAUUAAUUAGUAUAUACAAUCAAACGAAGGUCAUCAUAUACAUUGUUAUUACUUUUUCCAUAGUUCUUAUACUUCUAAUUAUAUGUAUUAUUCCUUUACUCUUUAAGGAAAAGGAUAAGGAUAAAUACCACAAAAAAAAAAAAAAAAAAAAAAAAAAAAAAUUCUUUUUUCACACAAAUACAGUAACAAUUAGAUCCUCAAAAAAUUCACGCGAAAAUUCUUUCCUUCAAAAAAUAAAUGGACACAAGAAUCAUUUUGAUACUAUGUUUUCCAGUAUAACUGAUAAGAAAACCUCUCCUUUUGUAACCCAUUCUAAGAAAAGCUACACAAAUAUUGUAUCUCUUCCUGCUUACACUGAUAGUAGCGAUAUUAUUAACAGUACCAACUCUCACAAAGAUAACGACAAUAUUUUAACGGAAAAUGAGGAAAAAUUUUAUAAUAGAAAUACAGGAGGAGGCAUAUUCAUUAGUCAGGAUAGUUUAUCUUUCUAUUCAAAUUGUGAAAAUAUAAAUAAUAUAAACCAUUUAAACAAUUUAGGUAAUGGUGUGACAGAACUAUGCAACGAAAAAUGGCUCAACUUUCCUGCUACUAAAAUUGCAGAUAUAAACAUAAAACGAAAAAGGGGAAAAAAAAUGAAAAAUUUAAGCGAAAAACGAAACAAACAUAUAAACAAAACACUUAACAGGUACGUGAUAAAAAAUUAUAACAAUGCAAAAGAGGAACCUCUUCAAAUGCCUUCAAUAAUUGUACUACCGUCUAGUAGCUCAAGAAAAACAAAAAAACAUAAUUUACCUCAAUUUAAGAGGGGGAAAAAAAAAUGUAUACAUAAAAAAAAAUUCCCCUUUUGUAAAAUCCCAGUCUUAUUCAACACACUAAAAACGGAUGGUAAGGAAAAAGAUGAACAUAAUUUUGCUUUUUCUGAUAAGAAUAACUCAUACAUAGAAGGCGUAAACGCAUAUCACUUGUCUAUUCAUAGUGAAAUACAAAAAGAUGAAAAUGAAAAUGAAUAUGAAAAAAAGAAUGACAUCAAAUAUAACAGUGAUUAUGAGAAAAAUAACAAAAGUAGUUCCAUUCACUCAGUGUCAAAAAUAAUUGAUUCCUCACAAAACGGGACCAACGAAAGAACAACAAGCCAUCAUAAUAAAAAUAAGCUCUUCUUAACGUCAUUUAUGAACUCCAAAAUUUUAUAUUACAAUCAAAAUAAAGAUAUGCAAAGAUCAAAUAUGAGUGAACAAAAGGAGAAAUUGUUCUUUCAAUAUAUACACUGGAGUAACGUGAAGAAGAGUAGUAAAAUAAUUGAGAUCUCUCAAAAAAAAAUUAAACUAAGUCAUAAAAAUGUCUCAAAUAUUAUAAAUAAUUAUAAAUCGGAUAUUACUCAUAAGGAAGAAAAUGUAAGAGAGACAGAGGAAAAUGAUGGAGGAAACGAAAAGGAUGAAAAAAACAAAAAAAACGAAAAAAACGAAAAAAACGAAAAAAACGAAAAAAACGAAAAAAACGAAAAAAACGAAAAAAACGAAAAAAACGAAAAAAACGAAAAAAACGAAAAAAACGAAAAAAACGAAGAAAUAGAUAAAAAUGCAAAUUACAGUAGUAGAGAAGAAUUACCUCUAAACUAUUUUAUACAAAAAUGCAGUGUCCAAGGUAAUGAAGUAAAUGGGGACAAUAGUGUCAGAAGUUAUAGAAGCCGUAUCAUAAGUGUUGAAAGCAGUCGUCAUAGCAGCAAGUGCAGUAGUAAGUUUCAAUGCUUGUCCUUCAUCGCGUCUAUUAACCUAGUGCCAUCGGAGAAGAAAUUAACACCGACUAAUUCUAUUUACUACAGAAUUUGCUGUUGCACCCUAUGUGGUAUAUCGGGUGGAUUCGUAAACAUAUUUUCUGAGCAAAUAAUAGCAGUAUUUUCACACGAGAAAUUUUAUAUGCUUGAAUACCCUUUUGCUUUCAUCAUAAUAUUCUUAAAUUUAUUUUGUUUAUGCAACCAACUAAUUUUUUUAAAUGUUUCUUUAUGUAAAUUCAGCGUUACGUCAGUUAUUCCUUUAAUCAUGUCCAAUUUAGUCUUUUUCAGUAGUCUAACAACUAUUAUAAUGCAGGCUAAGGGGUCCAGAAUGGAGCCAAAUAAUGUUCUUUUCUUUUCCUUAGGUAUAUUGCUCGUGAUUCUGGGAAUACUAUACUUACAAUAUAAUAUAAACAAAAUAGUUUUAAAAUACGUAAAAAAGAAGAGGACGUUGGAAUAG
Molecule: messenger RNA, 2610 nt
Organism: Plasmodium malariae
Lineage: Eukaryota; Apicomplexa; Aconoidasida; Haemosporida; Plasmodiidae
Product: magnesium transporter, putative
Exons: 1
Coding region: 1-2610 (869 amino acids)
Biological process (GO): magnesium ion transport
Cellular component (GO): membrane
Molecular function (GO): magnesium ion transmembrane transporter activity
Source: RefSeq, a predicted model, not a curated record